Messenger RNA from Rhodamnia argentea, 2007 nucleotides. RefSeq names its product glycosyltransferase BC10-like. The record is from RefSeq and is a predicted model, not a curated record. The coding region runs from base 531 to 1685 and encodes 384 amino acids. Gene Ontology annotation, cellular component: membrane. Gene Ontology annotation, molecular function: glycosyltransferase activity. The transcript is spliced from 2 exons. NCBI's taxonomy places the organism in Eukaryota, Viridiplantae, Streptophyta, Magnoliopsida, Myrtales, Myrtaceae.
UUGCUGAAGUUUCAAAGCGGCGCCACGUGUUGAAGGGGACAAACGAGAAUACCUCCUUAAACCCUUCUGCUCUCCUCCUUCUCGGAUGCAGCAGCAGACAUCCAGAUUCGUCAGCAGCUGGCCAUUCAAGAAACUGCCGGGGUAUUAAAUAACGUGUCAAACAGUCCGAAAUUCGUUUAAUCACGCCAUUUCAAAAUUUGGUGGGUAUGCAAUUGAGUGACGCCUUGGAAUCUGGGCGCCCCAUUACAUAAAGCAGACCACAUGGUAAACAUAUUCUCUCUCUCUCUGUGCGACUGCGUGCGCGUGUGGUGUUCAUUUCUAAUGUCUUGAUUGGUGCUAAAUCCAGGAAUCUCCGCGAGGGCUGUCUUGAUUCUUGAGAACAUCACUCCUUGUUUGGGAGAACUUGCUUUUCAGCUAAUGCCCAUCUGGUAAAAGAGCUGAUCUCUUUUGUUGCCCGUUUAAGAAGGUGAUCUUGGUCCUCCUGAUCUUGUCCAGGCGCCACGCAAUAUCGCCUUUCCUGGGUAGUGGCGAUGGAGGAAGGGAAGGAAGCCAUUGCUGUUAGAGCAACCCAAUCUAACUCUAGGGUUUUGCCAUUGCGGGUUCUCCAGUUCUUCGUGUUGUUUCUAUUCGUCGCUCUCGGAUUCUCCGUUGUUAGCAUGUACGCUGCGAAAUAUUUCAAUGUUCAAGGUCGAAUCCUCGUUGCUCCGGUGGCAGAGUCCAACGUAAGACCUUGCUUUGAAGAGUCCGGUCGGUUGUGGAGUUGGAUUAGGCCACCUUCGGAUUUGUUGCAUAACAUGAACGAUUCUGAGCUAUUUUGGCGGGCAUCCUUCGUGCCACGGGUAAAAACUUACCCAUUCAAGAGAAAACCGAAGAUUGCAUUUAUGUUCCUGACGAAGGGUCCGCUGCCACUGGCACCCCUCUGGGAGAGGUUCUUCAAGGGGAAUGAGGACAAGUAUUCCAUCUACAUCCACUCCCAUCCAUCUUACCGUGCCGAUUUUCCACCAACAUCAGUCUUCCACCGGAGACAAAUCCCAAGCCAGGUAGCAGAGUGGGGGAUGAUGAGUAUGUGCGAUGCUGAGAGGAGACUCUUGGCUAAUGCGCUUCUCGAUAUAUCUAACGAAUGGUUUGUCCUGCUGUCUGAAUCCUGCAUUCCUCUACAAAACUUCAGCAUCAUCUAUCUUUACCUAUUGAGGUCCAGGUACAGCUUCGUGGGCUCGUUCGACGAACCUGGGCCUUAUGGAAGAGGUCGCUAUGACGAACAUAUGGCCCCUGAGGUCAACCUCACUCAGUGGCGUAAAGGCGCUCAGUGGUUCGAAGUAAACAGAAAACUUGCUUUAGACAUAGUUGUAGACACCAAGUACUACCCCAAGUUCAGAGAUUUCUGUAGACCGGCUUGUUAUGUGGAUGAACAUUACUUUCCCACGAUGUUGUCAAUUCAGUCCCCUCAUCUUUUGGCAAAUCGGACCCUCACUUGGGUGGACUGGUCGAGGGGUGGCGCUCACCCUGCUACAUUCGGGAAGGCCGAUAUAACCGAAGAGUUCUUCAAGAAGAAAAUUACUGAGCGUGGCACAUGCUUUUACAAUAACCAACCUUCUUCACUGUGUUUUCUCUUCGCCAGAAAGUUUGCUCCCAGUGCUUUAGAACCCCUUCUUGAUCUCGCAGCAUCAAAAGUUUUUGGCUUUUGAUGGAUGCUCUAGACUAACGAGACAGAUAUAGAAAUUUGUCUACCAGUAGAAGUUCUAUACUUUAUAAGCUGAGUCAUUGAUGGCUACAAGUCCAUUGUAUUAGUAUCAAAAUUGAGAGGCUGUUUUGUAUGUUGCAAGUAUUCUUGAUGUACAUAGGUUAGAAAGAAGGUAGCAUCUUGGCUUACCUUGGAUUUUGGUUCUAUAUCAGAUUUAUAUUCACGACCCUCAUGUUGGAGGAAACACAAUGUGCAAUGAGAUCUUGAUGAUACAGAAUAGGAUUGUUUGCAUCUUCUGGGUACGGCAAUGUUGUUCCUUAAUCUUA